CCCGCCCCCGGACGCCUAGCGGGCGCCGCGACGUCCGGAGACCUUGGUUGGGACCUGCGUCGACUGUCCCUGCUGCUCGUGCGCCUCGUCCGCCGGUGCAGACCUUCGCGAGAGCUGCUCGGGUGCAGGCCUGGCGUAGUCUUGGCUGAUUGCCUUGAGAGUGCAAUGCAGAAGAACACUGGCCCAAUGGUGCCUUUACAUUAUUUUGGCUUUGGCUAUGCAGCACUGGUCGCUACUGGUGGAAUCAUUGGCUAUGCAAAAGCAGGUAGUGUGCCGUCCCUGGCAGCGGGGCUCUUCUUUGGAAGUUUAGCAGGCCUGGGUGCAUAUCAGCUGUCUCAGGAUCCCAGGAACAUUUGGGUUUUCCUAGCUACCUCUGGAACCUUGGCUGGCAUCAUGGGGAUGAGAUUCUACCAUUCUGGGAAGUUCAUGCCUGCGGGUUUAAUCGCAGGGGCCAGUUUGCUGAUGGUUGCCAAACUUGGAAUUAGUAUGUUGAAUAGACCCGAACCAUAGGGUCACAUCCCAGCUUCGACUCAUGAAGAAUUAAAAAUCUCCAGACUUCCACUGUUCUCAGUGUAUUGAGGGAAAGAAGUGCAGCAUAUUUACAUGCUCUGACAUUUUACUUCAAAAAUCAAACCAAAACAACACCGAAUUCAUUGGGGGGAAAACAUUAGUCAUUAUUGUCACAGCCCUUCAGAGGUGGCAAGGACAUAGCACAACCAUACUGGCUCCUUUGUAUGGUUCAAUUCAGUGAUGAGAUCAUGGUGUAAAAUGUGAAGUGUUAACCUU
This is a messenger RNA of Urocitellus parryii (Arctic ground squirrel), 786 nucleotides long. Its product is annotated as transmembrane protein 14C. Lineage: Eukaryota; Metazoa; Chordata; Mammalia; Rodentia; Sciuridae. The record is from RefSeq and is a predicted model, not a curated record. Gene Ontology annotation, biological process: regulation of heme biosynthetic process. Gene Ontology annotation, cellular component: mitochondrial membrane.